Messenger RNA from Trichobilharzia regenti, 2800 nucleotides. The record is from the annotation of a GenBank genome assembly. NCBI's taxonomy places the organism in Eukaryota, Metazoa, Platyhelminthes, Trematoda, Strigeidida, Schistosomatidae.
AAUUUUGAUCUGAAUAGCAUCGUUUUCCCUCUGAUUUUAACAUUCAUUUUAAUAACAUUGAUCGGUAAAACUACUUUAGACAAGACGAGAACUAGUAUAAACAUUCUGUGACAAAGUUUUUACAGACCCUUGUUAAAACUACUCUUAUCUAGUGGUACAGCGCCGUUUUUGAACUUCAGUAUUAGUGUGAUGUCUACUAUCAGUUUGAGAAUAAAAUCCCCUAAGGAGGAGAAGACUGUCUCUGUAUCCGGUUCAUGCUCAGUUAAGGAACUACGGGAUGAAGCAUCGAAGGCGUUUGAAACGCCAUCGGAAAGACUAAUUCUUAUAUUUGGUGGGAAGAUUCUUAAGGAUGAAGACAUUUUAGAACAACUCAAGAUUAAGGAUUCUUGCACUAUUCACUUGGUGAUUUCGAAACAACAACAGCCUCCACAGGUGAACCCAACGGGCACAUCUUCAGUAGUUACAGAUGUAAGGGAACCUCCAAGGGAAAGCCGGAAUGCUGGUACAACUCAGAAUGCUGGAAUGAAUACCUUUGCUGGUAUGCAACAGGCUAUGCAGGCUCAGGUGAUGCAGAAUCCCGAACUUCUUCGAAAUAUGCUAGAUAGCCCAUUAGUCCAAUCUCUAAUGAAUAAUCCAGAGGUUAUUCGUAAUUUAUUUCAGGCAAAUCCUCAAAUGCGUGAUUUGAUUGACCGUAAUCCAGAAUUAGGCCAUAUGCUGAACAAUCCAGAUCUUCUUCGACAGUCUAUGGAAGUUGCUCGUAACCCAGCUCUGAUGCAAGAAAUGGUCCGUAACUAUGAUCGAGCAAUUUCAAAUCUAGAAUCGCUCCCAGGUGGUAUGAAUCAUUUGCAGCGGAUAUUUCGUGAUAUUCAAGAGCCAAUGAUGGAUGCAGCUACUAGCAUAGGUGCAACUCUAAGUGGUAAUCAAUCGAGUGGUAAUUCAGAUCAGAAUCCUUUCGCAAAUUUGGCAGGUGGUGUCAGACAAGGAGCUCCAGCCACUGAACCUAUGCCGAAUCCAUGGGCACCACCAGCUACAAACAACUCGACUUCAAGUAAUGGUACGUCAACGGCAGCAACUGGUGGUGGUACAGCAAAUACAAAUCGUAAUAGUGAUCAUGUGCAGAAUAUGUUGAAUCAGCUCUCCUCUAGUCCAGAGUUGGUAUCAAAUGCUUUUCAAGUUCCAUAUGUACAAGCUAUGCUGGAAGCGAUGAGUGCAAAUCCAUCAGUUAUGGAAAAUUUGAUUAUGAAUAAUCCUAUGAUUUCUAGUGUGAAUCCUAAUGUGCGUGAUCAAAUGCGACAAAUGCUUCCUCAGUUAGCCAAUCAAAUGAGUCAACCAUCAUUUAUGAAUAUGCUAUCCAAUCCACGUGCCUUGCAAGCUAUGAUGCAAAUCCAGCAAGGUCUUCAAACGCUACAACAAGAAGCCCCAGGUGUAUUAACCAGUCUAGGCAUGUCUGCGCCUACUGUUGGUCCAGGUUCAGUUCCGCCGGCGACUCCUGCCACAACGGAUGGAUCAACAGUUUCAGCUCCAGGGAGUAACGCUGAUUCCACCACUGGAUCAACAACAACAACCACAGCACCAGGUGAUCGUACCACAGACAGUGCAGCUAAUCCUCCGAAUCAGGCUGAAUUAACUACACUUUUAGCCAGUAUGUUAAAUAUGAUGUCAACAAAUAAUGGUGGGUUAGGUGCUGGUGGUGCUACAAACAAUGUGCCACCUGAACAACGAUAUCAAGCUCAACUUGAAGUUUUGGCCAGUAUGGGAUUCGUAAAUCGAGAGGCUAAUUUACAGGCACUUAUCGCUACAUUUGGAGAUGUCAAUGCAGCUGUUGAUAGACUACUCCAAUCAAAUCAAUCAAGAUAAAGUCCCUCCCUUAGCUUAGCUGCUCACACUAAAGAGAUCAACACUACACCCUAUACAGCACACACUCAUUUGUCAAGGGAAUGUGUUCAUAAAGACUAUGGCUUUCAACAGAAGGAGACUGGCCAAUGUGUCUGUGUGUGCGUUUGUGUAAUUUUUCGUUAGUCCGUUCAGUUUUGAAGUCACAGUUCUCUUCACAAAUUUACUACUGCAUUGACUAUAUCCACAAAAGUUGUAUUCGUGUGUGUGUGCGCUCUAUUCAGCAGUUUUUUGCGGUGCAGUAGACUUUUGCUGCUAAGCCUUCUCUCUCAUUCUUUAUGCUUGUUAGGACAAUUUUUACUGUGCCUGUGUGUGUGUUUUCUGCAUACUAUUUCCCUAUUAUCAGCAUCUUUUUUGCCCUGCCUCCGGCCCCCCUCCCCCGAAAUAUCACGCGCUGCGCACAUCACUAACACUCCCAUCUCCCCCUUCCCUCUCUUUCUCGCUCGCUCGCUCGCUCAUUUACUCUCUGUUUUUGUCUGCCUCCUUUAUUUUUCUGUUAAUCUCUCUCCUUUGUGAAUUGUGUUUACUACUUUACAAUACUAAUGAUAAUAAUAAUAAUAAUAUUAAUAAUACUGUGAAACGAAAUCGUAAAUAGUUUCAAUUUUAUUUCUUUUUGUGAUUUUGGUGUUUUUUGUUUCGACUCUUACUUAUUUUCACAUUAUAUAUAUUGUUGUUAUUAUUAUUAUUAUUAAUAUUUAAGAAGGGAGGGAAUACAAUACAAUAACUUUUGAUGAAUGCUAAUGCUGCAGCGUAUGUAUCCUCCCGAUGAUUCCUAGUAAAAAAGACAUUCGCGCAUGGUCGGUUAUUGUUUGUUUACUUCAUAUGUGGUGGACCACUUCAGUUGAAAAUUGAUGUGAUCUAUAUAACAUGAAAAUAUACACAAUCUAUAUAUAUAUAUAUAUAUAUA